AUGGUCGCCAUCAGAUCCACUGCCGCUGCCAGUACCGCCGCUGCUACCGCCGCCGCCAGAUGUAUUGCUGAAUUCAGGUGGGCAGAACAUACAUGCCCCGUGGCAAAACGGGGCGCAGCCGUGACCGCUGCCCUUGCUGCCUUUGCUGACGGAGGGUGUAGCACUACCCGAGGACCAAGUGGUUGUGGUUGUGCUUAUCUUCCGGACCAACUUGAAAGGUGGCUAGCUGAAACCAGAGCCAUGGUCGAUGCUGGCCUCCAAGCAUUCACUGAUGCCGAGAAUCCCACUGAUAGCCAAAAAAGGAAAAUUGCCCGGGGUUAUCUCUGGAGCUACUUCCACAUGAAGAUAACAGAGACCGCCAAGGUCGAGGUGGUGAAGGGCAGCAUCAAGAAAGUAAAGAACUUUCUGGAUGGGACGCCGCACCAGUCGGGCACUCCACAUUUCUACUGCGGUGAUACAUGGCUUAUAAAGGAAUCCAGAAUGGACGCGGCUAUGGACAUAAAUGAAAAAGAGACUAUAUUGCGUGAUGGUCCGGAUGGAGUUUCGAAUCCUGUUCCAAUUGAGGAUGUGGAGAAUUACCAAGAUCACUUAUGGUAUCUCGACGCCCAAACUCACCAGUGGGUGCGCAAUGAGAUGGUUCCUUACUGGGCACAUGAUUUUUUCGAAUAUGUGUUUGAUAGUGACUACGAAGGGAAGACUAUGUGCACCGUAGGGGGCAUUUUGGCAGGAACGCAAGACGAAACCAAGCCCCCCACGCUGACGUUGUGCCCUUUUGCCUUCGAGAACAAACAGGGUACCGUUGUUCUUGGGGACAGAAAACCCUCAGCAGGCUUGUCAAUCAUGGAUAUUAUCCCACGAAGCACAACUCUCUACCAUGAGCUUCUCCAUCUCACUGUUGGUACGCGUGCCACCCUUGAUUACACUUACUCGUGGUUGAAAAUGAAAGAUGCACUCAAAAAGCCCGAUGCGACACCGAAAGAAAAAGAAGGCGAAGAAAUCUGGUAUGGGAAGAUAUACCAGGAUAUCAUGCGCCAAAACCCCGACACAAUUACCUUCUUUAGCGUAGGGUACUGGUAUUUCAUGCAGACCACAUGGAACAACGACAAAAACACGCACAAGCGAUGGAGUUUCCACACUGGCGCAGGCGAAUUCUUGCCAAUAUAA
Molecule: messenger RNA, 1164 nt
Organism: Penicillium samsonianum
Lineage: Eukaryota; Fungi; Ascomycota; Eurotiomycetes; Eurotiales; Aspergillaceae
Exons: 3
Coding region: 1-1164 (387 amino acids)
Molecular function (GO): metallopeptidase activity
Source: RefSeq, a predicted model, not a curated record